AUGUAUGGUAUCCACGCUCGCUCAAACCAGACACCAACACGUGAACCAAUAGGUAUUUCACUUGAGCAGAUCCAUGAGAAGAUCCGCGAAUCUAUCAUGAGAAUGCCGUUUGAAUGCCAUGUGGUCCCCAAGUAUUAUGCCAUUGAAAACAGCUUAGAGGACAAAGAUGAAGAGCUGGUCGCGUUGAGGAGACAUAUUGAGAAAGUAGCGAUGGAAGAGCCUUACAUGGGAGAAGAGAUUCCACUCAGAUGGCUCUUGUUUGAGGAAGCUCUAGCUGUGGAUAAAAUCAAUUACAUGUCGUUAGAUCAGACCAAAGAAUUGACAGAGCCGGUCGGGAUGGAAUCGGAGCGUGAACUCCCCACGAUGCUGAACUUUUACCACGACCUGGGUAAUGUAGUCUACUACGGAGGCAUUGAAGACCAGCAGUCUCUCCUGCGAGACAUGGUUAUCCUGAAUCCUCAAUGGCUAAUUGAUGUCUUCAAGCAGGUCAUAACCAUUCUGGAUCCUGCAAAGAGGGAUGGGAUCGUGAGUGAUGCUUGGACCACUCUUGAGAAGGAUGGUAUCUUAGAGGAUAGGUUGAUUCAGCAUAUGUGGGAAGGCUUCUUGGAGAAGAAGGAGGCCUUAGUCGAGCUCAUGGCUAAGUUUGAUCUCAUCUGUGAGGUUCCUGUAGAACGACUACAGCAAGAUCAACAGGAUGCAGUAGACACUGAGGUAUCAAAUGAAGCAGAAAAGGUGCUACAGAAGCGGUACUAUGUUCCUUCCAGACUGACGUCCCCUUGUCCCCCAAAAGAGAAGGCACAGAUCAAAUCUUCUACAGACUUGUAUGUUGACUUCAGAGGCUUCUUACCAGAUGGGCUGUUUCAUCGGUUGAUGGCGAGAGCAGUCAGAUGGAUGGGUGAAAGAGAUGGAGAACCCGUCACUCUUUUCCAUCGUCACAUCAGUCUAAUGGUUGAUGGAGUGCACCAUGCCUUAAUAGAGAUGUUAACUCCAUGUGAAGCAACUAUCAAGGUCAUUGUAUAUCAAGGAGCGGUUGCUGGUUCUCAUCAUGAUGGGGAUAGUCACAAACCCCCUGCCCCAAGCGCUGUCAAAGAGGUGAUGGACUUUAUAACCCAAACCCUUGAUAGUCUCAUUCAGCAGUGGGCUAGGAUGAUCAAGUAUGAUGUACUCUUUCUGUGCCCGAGCUGCAGUAAGAAGAAAAUGCUUAAAGACUGCUUCAAAGGAAUGUCACUCAAGUGUGGACUACAUAACAUCAAUACAGCUGCAAUCAAGUACAAGUUCGGUAUGAGUGAGGAAGGAGUGGAGUCAGGGAACGAAAGAUUUUCGUAG
Strongylocentrotus purpuratus (purple sea urchin) is the source of this 1326-nucleotide messenger RNA. RefSeq lists its product as uncharacterized. The record is from RefSeq and is a predicted model, not a curated record. Gene Ontology annotation, biological process: netrin-activated signaling pathway. NCBI's taxonomy places the organism in Eukaryota, Metazoa, Echinodermata, Echinoidea, Camarodonta, Strongylocentrotidae. Gene Ontology annotation, molecular function: netrin receptor activity. The transcript has 11 exons. The coding region runs from base 1 to 1326 and encodes 441 amino acids. Gene Ontology annotation, cellular component: membrane.